Messenger RNA from Emys orbicularis (European pond turtle), 4299 nucleotides. It is a transcript of the gene INSR, whose product is annotated as insulin receptor. Gene Ontology annotation, cellular component: insulin receptor complex; plasma membrane; axon. Gene Ontology annotation, biological process: protein autophosphorylation; glucose homeostasis; positive regulation of MAPK cascade. NCBI's taxonomy places the organism in Eukaryota, Metazoa, Chordata, Testudines, Emydidae. Gene Ontology annotation, molecular function: insulin receptor activity; insulin receptor substrate binding; ATP binding. The coding region runs from base 1 to 4011 and encodes 1336 amino acids. The record is from RefSeq and is a predicted model, not a curated record. The transcript has 21 exons.
AUGGACAUCCGGAAUAACCUGACCCGGUUGAAUAGGCUUGAGAACUGCACUGUGAUCGAGGGCCACUUGCAAAUAUUGCUGAUGUUUAAAACCAAGCCUGAAGAUUUCCGUGAGCUCAGCUUUCCCAAACUGACUAUGAUUACGGACUACUUACUGCUCUUUCGGGUAUAUGGCUUAGAGAGUUUAAAGGGGCUUUUCCCCAACCUCACUGUGAUUCGAGGAACUCAUCUCUUCUUUAAUUAUGCUCUGGUCAUUUUUGAGAUGGUUCACUUGAAAGAGAUUGGCCUUUAUAACCUGAUGAACAUUACUCGAGGUGCAGUGCGGAUCGAGAAGAACAAUGAACUGUGUUACUUGUCCACAAUCGACUGGUCUAGGAUUUUAGACUCUGUGGAAGACAAUUACAUCAUUGCCAACAAGGAUGACACAGAAGAGUGUGGAGAUGUGUGUCCAGGAACUGUGAAAGGAAAAAGCAACUGCCCAUCUACUGUAAUAAAUGGCAAUUUCAUUGAACGCUGCUGGACCCAUGAUCACUGUCAAAGAGUUUGUCCAUCUGCUUGUAAGUCACAAGGCUGCACCUCUGAUGGUCACUGCUGUCACAGCGAAUGCCUAGGCAACUGCUCGGAGCGCAACAAUCCUGAGAAGUGUGUGGCUUGCCGUAACUUUUACCUUGAUGGCAAGUGUGUGGAGACCUGUCCAGCCAAGUACUACCGCUUCGAGGGGUGGCGUUGCGUGACCUUCAGCUUCUGCCAGGAGCUGCACAACAAGUGCAAAAAUGCCAGGGAAUCGGGGUGCCAUGUUAUUCACAACAAUGAGUGUGUUCAUGAGUGCCCAUCGGGAUACAUCAUGAACUCCAGCAACCUGCACUGUUCUCCAUGUGCAGGGCCCUGUCCGAAGGUUUGUGACUACGGCAAAGAGAAGAUAAUUGAUUCAGUGACAUCUGCACAGGAGCUUCGUGGCUGCACCAUCAUUAAUGGAAGUUUAGUCAUAAACAUCCGUGGAGGAAAUAACAUAGCAGCUGAGCUUGAAGCGAAUCUUGGCUUGAUUGAAGAAAUCUCAGGUUACCUAAAAAUUCGCCGCUCCUAUGCCUUGGUUUCUCUUUCUUUUUUUCGUAAGCUACAUCUGAUUAAAGGGGAGACGUUAGAAGCUGGGAAUUACUCCUUCUAUGCCCUCGACAAUCAGAACCUGCGCCAGCUCUGGGACUGGAGCAAACACAACCUCAGCAUAGCAAGGGGGAAGCUCUUCUUUCAUUAUAACCCCAAACUCUGCUUGUCAGAAAUCCACAAGAUGGAGGAGAUCUCUGGGACUAAGGGACGUCAGGAGAGGAAUGACAUAGCCCAGAAGACAAAUGGCGACCAAGCCUCUUGUGAAAAUGAAUUGCUGAAGUUUUCGUUUAUCAGAACAUCUCAUGAUAAGAUCCUACUAAAGUGGGAGCCGUACUGGCCACCUGACUUCCGUGAUCUCCUAGGAUUUAUGCUUUUUUACAAGGAAGCUCCAUACCAGAAUGUGACCGAGUUUGAUGGACAAGAUGCCUGUGGAUCAAAUAGUUGGACAGUGGUUGAUGUUGACCCUCCCCCACGGUCAAAUGAGCCGAAAGCUCAGGCCCAGCCGGGGUGGCUCCUGCGGGGGUUGAAGCCGUGGACUCAGUACGCUGUGUUCGUUAAGACGCUGGUCACCUUCUCGGACGAACGAAGGACAUACGGUGCAAAGAGCGAAAUUAUCUAUGUCCAGACCAAUGCUACCGUUCCCUCAGUCCCAUUAGAUCCAAUAUCGGUUUCCAACUCUUCGUCCCAGAUCAUUCUGAAGUGGAAGCCGCCCUCUGAGCCGAACGGGAACAUCACACACUACCUUGUGUUCUGGCAGAAGCAGCUGGAGGACAGCGAGCUUUUCGAACUCGACUACUGCCUGAAGGGACUAAAAUUGCCGUCGAGGACUUGGUCUCCCCCUUUUGAAUCUGAAGACCCUCAUAAAUAUAAUCAAAGUGAAAACGAGGACAUCAGUGGAGAAUGUUGUUCCUGUCCAAAAACUGACUCUCAAAUACAGAAGGAGCAGGAAGAGUCUGCCUUCCGCAAAAUGUUUGAGAACUAUCUCCACAAUGAGGUGUUUGUCCCCAGAAAAAUAACAUCAGGGAAUGGAACUGAGGACUCUAGGCCAUCACGAAAACGAAGAGAUCUUGGCAGUGUGGCUAAUGCCACUGUGGUGGUACCCACCAUCCCAUCUUCAUUGAAUACCUCCUCUGCAAUAGCACCUGAAACUGUAGAGGAACAGAAACCUUUUGAGAGAGUUAAGUCUAAGGAGUCCUUGGUUAUCUCAGGUCUGCAGCAUUUUACAGGGUAUCGCAUUGAGCUCCAUGCUUGUAAUCAUGAUGCCCAAGAAUUCCGGUGCAGUGUCGCAGCAUAUGUUAGUGCCAGAACCAUGCCAGAAGCAAAGGCUGAUGACAUUGUUGGUCCAGUUACGCAUGAGCUGGUCGAAAAAAAUGCUGUUCAUUUGAAGUGGCAGGAGCCAAAGGAGCCGAAUGGGCUAAUUGUGCUCUAUGAAGUGAAUUAUGGGCGUCUUGGGGAGCCAGAGGCACACCGCUGCGUUUCUCGUAAGCAGUUUGCUAAUGAACAGGGCUUUAAGUUACGUGGACUACAGCCUGGAAACUACAGCGUCCGAAUCCGAGCCACCUCGCUGGCAGGAAAUGGGUCGUGGACAGAGCCCACAUAUUUCUACGUGGCUGAUUAUUUGAACCCUCAGUCUAAUAUUGCUGUUGUUGUUGUCCCAAUCAUUUUUUCCAUAAUAAUUGCUGGAAUUAUUGGAGCUGCCUACGUAUUUGUGAAAAAGAGACAAACUGAAGGACCAACUGGGCCGCUCUAUGCAUCCUCUAACCCGGAGUACCUGAGUGCCAGUGACGUUUAUGUGCCUGAUGAAUGGGAAGUCCCACGAGACAAGAUUAACCUUCUCCGAGAGCUCGGCCAAGGCUCCUUUGGGAUGGUGUAUGAAGGGAUAGCCAAAGACAUAGUGAAAGGGGAGCCAGAGACUCGGGUAGCUGUGAAAACCGUUAACGAAUCUGCCAGCCUCCGGGAGCGCAUUGAGUUUCUGAAUGAAGCUUCUGUAAUGAAAGGGUUCAGCUGCCAUCACGUGGUUCGCCUCCUAGGGGUGGUCUCAAAAGGACAACCCACACUGGUUGUCAUGGAACUGAUGGCACAUGGAGAUCUGAAAAGUUACCUUCGCUCCCUCAGACCUGAUGCUGAGAAUAACCCUGGCCGUCCCCCACCAACUCUCAGAGAGAUGAUCCAGAUGGCUGCAGAGAUUGCAGAUGGUAUGGCUUACCUGAAUGCCAAAAAGUUUGUCCACAGGGACCUUGCAGCCCGUAACUGUAUGGUUGCAGAAGAUUUUACUGUAAAAAUUGGAGACUUUGGCAUGACCAGAGACAUCUAUGAGACCGACUAUUACCGUAAAGGAGGCAAAGGGCUGCUGCCUGUGAGGUGGAUGGCACCCGAAUCUCUAAAGGAUGGUGUCUUUACUGCUUACUCAGAUGGGUGGUCAUUUGGAGUUGUCCUUUGGGAGAUAAGUAGUUUGGCGGAACAGCCAUACCAGGGACUCUCUAAUGAACAAGUGCUAAAAUUUGUAAUGGAUGGAGGAUACCUGGAUCAGCCAGACAACUGUCCAGAGAGACUGCACAGCCUGAUGCAGAUGUGCUGGCAGUACAACCCCAAAAUGCGCCCUACCUUCAUCGAGAUCAUUGAGAUGCUGAAGGAGGACUUGCACCCCAGCUUCCAGGAGGUGUCAUUCUUUUACAGUGAAGAAAACAAACCUCCCGAGACAGAGGAGUUUGAGAUGGACUUUGAGAACAUGGAGAGCAUACCCCUUGACCCUUCCUCCUAUUCGCAGAGGGACAAAGUACUGGGGCGGGACAAUGGGCCCUCCAUGGGCCUCAAGGGGAACUAUGAAGAGCAUAUACCUUACACUCACAUGAACGGUGGCAAGAAAAACGGGCGGAUUCUGUCCAUGCCUAGGUCGAGCCCUUCCUAACACCUCCUGUUUGGCCCAAGGGUUGUGUCUUUGCUUUUCCCCUCUGUGAAUCUCAGGACUCUUGUUGUUGCUGCCACAGCGUAUGACAUACAACUACAAAUUCUCUGUUCAGAUUUUUAAUCAUCCUAUGAUUAAGAGACUUUUUUUUUGACAAGUUGAGUGGUUGUCAAUGGACUUAUCUGUGAACAUAAAUGGAAAAGGUUUCCAUGGUGGCUGUCCCUUCUGUAGCCAUGGUUCAAAACAGGAACUGACCUUGUAAAUUAGGUUGAAAGAAGAGAAUCCACAUUU